AUGGCAGUGAUCAAGGUUGUAGUUGCCAAUGGUUAUGAUGAACUAAAAAAGAUUGUGGCAGAGAGCAAAAUUCGUACUGUUAUAUACUUUUCUGCUUCCGAAGAUGGUUAUGGCAAAAGCUGGUGUCCAGAUUGCGUUUCAGCUUCUAAACCAUUAUUUUCAUUUUCCAGCUGGAAAGACAAAGAGAAUCCAUUCAGAAAAGAUGAACAUUUUAAAUUGACAUGUAUACCAACACUGAUGGAGUAUGGUGAUAAAGUAAGUGUUCGGCUUCGUAGCAUUUACUCAAAUAUCGAUUUUUUUAUUUUUCUUCAGAAUGGCGAUGAAAAAGACCACUGA
This is a messenger RNA of Dracunculus medinensis (Guinea worm), 336 nucleotides long. The record is from the annotation of a GenBank genome assembly. NCBI's taxonomy places the organism in Eukaryota, Metazoa, Nematoda, Chromadorea, Rhabditida, Dracunculidae.